Messenger RNA from Coffea eugenioides, 1059 nucleotides. RefSeq names its product F-box protein At3g07870-like. Bases 1 to 1059 code for a protein of 352 amino acids. The transcript has 2 exons. Lineage: Eukaryota; Viridiplantae; Streptophyta; Magnoliopsida; Gentianales; Rubiaceae. Gene Ontology annotation, molecular function: protein binding. The record is from RefSeq and is a predicted model, not a curated record.
AUGAGCAACCAGGCACCAUUCUUGAAUCUACCAGCACACGUUGUCUCUGAUAUUUUGUCCAGAUUACCACCCAAGACUAUCAUCCAAUGCAAAUCUGUUUGCAAAUCAUGGCUGAGUCUGCUAUCUGAAUCUGAAUUCACUAAUUUACACCUGCUAAGAUCUCCUCCUUGCCUGAUCAUAAACAACCUCGAUUACCAUCCUUCAGAUUUGAAUUGCUUCAGUUUAGUUGAAUUCGAAGAUCAGCCUGAUCACCAUGAUUUUCAAUAUGUUGCAGGAACAAAAAUCAAGGCCCCAAAAGGGUGUGUCGUGGAAAAUGGUGCGACUGCUACCAUGGUUGGCUCCAUCAAUGGCUUAAUCUGCUUGAACGAAUUCGAUCAUAAACAUGAUGCUGUUUGCUUGUGGAAUCCAAUCAUACGAGAAUCCAUCACUCUUCCGAUCCAUAGAGGGGGGGAAGAAACAGAAUCUUGGAGAAGAAUUGGGCAUGCCCCUUUCCUUUAUAAUAGUUGUCGCCCUCAUGGUGUUUUCCUGAAUGGUAAUCUUCAUUGGCUGAUUGGUGAUCAAGCUGGCUCUGAAUUGAUAUCCUGCUUUGAUCUUGAAACAGAGUUGUUUUCACCUUUCCCUGCUCCUCCAGAACUGAGCAAAGAUUUCAAUUUAGCUUGCUUGGGACUUUUUGCUGGCUGUCUGAGCUUGUGUGAUAACACUUCUGAUUAUGAGAUCGUCAUUUGGGUGAUGAAAGAAUACGGAAUCACCAAGCUCUGGACUAAAGAAAUUGUUAUAGACAAGGAGCCCGCUGAUCUUGUCGGGCCAUCUUUUGAAGUUGUUCGAGUGUUUAAAGUUUUUGAAGAUGGGAAUAUCUUGCUUUUGUGGAGGGAUGACAUUUUACUUUCUUAUGAUUCUCGGAGGCAAAUCUUGCAUCAGUCUGGCGUUCAUAAACUCAUCAAGAAAAUUGAUGAUCAGAUGAAUGAAGAUGGCUACCCUUGCAUAGAAGUAAUGGAAUACGUUCCAACCUUUCUUUCCCUCGAGAGUUUUGGGAUCCAGAUGAUGGAAAGCAUAAACUAG